Aplysia californica (California sea hare) is the source of this 665-nucleotide messenger RNA. Its product is annotated as photoreceptor-specific nuclear receptor. Lineage: Eukaryota; Metazoa; Mollusca; Gastropoda; Aplysiida; Aplysiidae. The record is from RefSeq and is a predicted model, not a curated record. Gene Ontology annotation, biological process: positive regulation of transcription by RNA polymerase II; anatomical structure development; cell differentiation. Gene Ontology annotation, molecular function: RNA polymerase II cis-regulatory region sequence-specific DNA binding; nuclear receptor activity.
CACACACACACUCAUCUUUUCCUUUCUCCUAUCCAGAAGGAUCCCAGAGCUAAAACCAAACCUCACCUCUGUUCCCGUCAUUGUUUCCUACCUCAUCUUAUCAUUCCUGAUCCUGUCUUAUCUUACCUUAUCGUAUCUUAUUCUGUCUCACCGUAUCUCACCUUAUCUUAUCUCCUCUGUACACAAACUGAACCUGCUACCCUAACCCAGUCCCACCUUCCCUCUCUUCACCAGCUGUCCAGAACGAGCGCCAGCCCCGCAACACCGCCCAGGUACGUGAGGACCAGAUCGAACAGGAACUGGAACACCCCCUGGUGCCCUCCAACGCCACAGUCAGCGCCACACACCCGGCCUUCAGCCCCGGGGCCGGGCACAGGUUCAUGGCCAGUCUCAUCACAGGCGACGGACCCGCGGGGAAGGGAGACCCUGAUGACCCAGAUGAGAACAUAGACGUAACCAGUGUGGAAAACGACCAACAGCGCACGCCGCACGCUCAUGGCCAGCCGACUCACGUGCACCCUCACCCGGCCGCCCUGUACAUGGAGAGCGCCAUCUACCCGCCCGGACACGAGACGCUGUACGAGUGCUCAGCGCGCUUGCUCUUUAUGGCGGUCAAGUGGGCCAAAAACCUGCCCUCUUUCGCCAAUCUGCCUUUCAGAGACCAA